AUGAAAUGCAACAUAAUUUCAAGCGAAUUUUGUCGCGGGCGAUUCAGCCAACGUCGAAAACUGACAUCCAAACUCCUAUCGUCACUUCGUAGGAUUUGGCGGGCAAGCAUUUUGAUGGGUGAACAACAGCCAGGUCCCGCAUCUGUCCCCAAAAGUGGUGAAUUCGUAGUCGUAAAGGAAGGAAAAGCGAAGAUUGGAUUCCAUGGUCCUGUUUUCUACAAUCCUGUGCAAGAGUUCAAUAGGGAUCUGACAGUGUCAGUUCUGCGGCAGUUUGUACGAUUACGCAGAGAAGCUCAUUCUAAUGGAGCGGGAGAUGGUGAAGGAGAGCCGAACGCGAAGAAAAUGAAGAUCAAGGAAACGAGCUUACAAAGCGGUCCCAUCAGAAUACUGGACGCUUUAUCUGCUAGUGGACUACGCGCUUUGCGGUUUUCUCAGGAGGUUGAUGACGUCGAUUUUGUCUUGGCCAACGAUUUUUCCGAGAAUGCUGUACAGUCCAUCGAAGAGAAUAUCGCACUUAACGGAGUGGAAGGCAAAGUUCGCGCCAACUUUGGUGAUGCAGUCGUUACAAUGAUGCAACAUCGUAAUAUUGAUAAACGGUUUCAUGCUGUCGACUUGGAUCCGUAUGGAUCUGCUUCCGUCUUCCUGGAUUCGGCAGUACAGUGCGUAGCAGAUGACGGCAUCCUCAUGGUCACUUGUACCGAUAUGGCUGUGCUUUGCGGUAAUACCCCAGAAACAUGUUAUAAUAAGUACGGUUCGACUACGGUACGAUUGAAAUGCUGUCAUGAAAUGGCGCUUCGAAUACUUUUGCGCUCUAUAGAUUCUCAUGCUAAUCGCUACUCGCGUUAUAUCGAACCGCUUCUAUCUAUCAGCGUAGAUUUCUACGUUAGAGUGUUUGUGCGACUCCAUACCGGUGCCAGGUUGACGAAAGAAUCUGGAACUAAGGUCGGGAACGUUAUCGCAUGCUCUGGAUGCCAUUCAAUGGAGGUGCUGCCAGUGUUGAGGAAGGUGGAAGAUGGGAAGAGUUUGAAGUAUUGCGCGAGUAUCUUUCGGCAAACUAUGAUGGGAGCAGACAACAGAUGCACUCAUUGCGGUCACUCCGUUCAUCAUGUGGGCCCCAUAUACAUUGGUCCUAUACACAACCGACGAUUUGUGGAAGGAAUCCUAGCUAGUCUCAAAGAAACUUCCGAGGAAGAGAGGCUGGGCACCCAUAAUCGUCUCUUGGGUGUUCUCACAAAUGUGGCUGAGGAGCUUGAGGUGCCACUGUAUUACGAGCAUGAUCAACUUUUCAACGUAGUCAAAUGCUCCGUGCCCAAAGCAGUGAGCGUGAAAUCGGCCAUUCUCAAUGCCGGAUACGAGGUAUCGGGAUCUCACUGCAAUCCUCGCGCGCUGAAGACCAAUGCUCCAACGCAGUUUUUAUGGGAUAUCUGUCGCUUUGCGGCGAAGGAAGCAAAUGUAACCGCCGAACGACACGAUGUGAAGGCUCCUGGUCGUAAAAUCCUAAGUGAUCCCAUUAGGAAUGAGAUUGAUUUCAAACUCCAUCCGCUAGCUACGCAACAAACCAAAAAUGAUCAGAUGGUUCGCUUCCAGUGUAAUAAGGGUAGGAACUGGGGACCAAAAUCAAAAGCGAAAGGCUCGAUAAACUCUACGCAAGCAGGAUUCUAUUCUAAAGGGGACGAGAAUGUCUGAUAAAAUCUGUCAAAGUUAUGAUAAUACAUUUGUUACGUUGUACAAUCGCUGUUGUCUGUUGAUAAACUUUAUAUUGUUUGUUCAUGCAAUCCGCUCUGAAUUUUGGUAGACAUCUCCAGGGUUUUGUUUUGAGGAAUCCGAUACCAUUUAAUUUAGCUCGACGCCGCGC
Molecule: messenger RNA, 1855 nt
Organism: Cylicocyclus nassatus
Lineage: Eukaryota; Metazoa; Nematoda; Chromadorea; Rhabditida; Strongylidae
Source: the annotation of a GenBank genome assembly